UUUCUUACACGCGCUCUUUUACAGUAGAUUAGCAAGUAACACGAACAACUGUCUGCACAACACCAUGAACGUUCUCCGCGCUCGUUGCACAGUUGCGCCGCCCAGUCUGCCACAGUGCCGUCUGGCUCCACCCUUAAGGCCGCAGCUAUCAGUCAGGAAGUCCGCUCCCGUUGACGCGGGGUCGGUGCUCAAAGUCCACAAGGAGCUGAUACUGAGCGGCACGAGCCCAGACACUGCCGACGGCAUCCUAAAAAACUUUGUUCGCUGCUCCAACCUCGCAACAAAAUCAGAUAUCGAAAAGCUGGAUACGAAGCUGAACUGGAGCCUUGUUAUCAGCGUGGUCAUCCUGCUGGCGAGAACAGCGCCAUGAAACAUCGUCUGGAUGAUUAGCAAAAGGGUGUUACGGGCUGAUGGUGGUCCGCUCGUCAUGUACUUGUGGCGACGCGGCUGAGAGUUUACCGUAACUGGCUUGGCCAUGUUAACCUGAUGGCCGAUACGGGUUGGUUGGUUUGUGUUCGACAGCGACCAGCGCGGCCAUGCGUUCAAGCUGCGUGCAGGGUAGCAGGUCUACCUAAAGGUUCUAGGGGGUGUGAGGGCAGAUACGCGGCCAUUUAACGGUAUUUUGGCGUACAGGAUUGUGCUGGGGGUGUGCUGCGGUGUGCUGCUUGCCCCUGCCGCGUGCCCCUCCUGCGAUGCUGCGUGCCCCCAGCACAAUCCUGUAUAGCACUCUAGGUAAAACGUUAAUGGCCGCGUAUCUGCCCUCAAACCCCCUAGAACCUUUAGGUUGACCAACUACCGGGCGCCAUGCUUGUACGGAGCUUGAAGGCAUGGCCGCGCUGGUCGCUGCUGAGCACAAACCAACCAACCCAUAUCGGGUGAAUUGUACAUGAUUCAUGGCUGUACAGGACCAGACGCUUAUGUCUGCCAGAGAGGCAUGCAUUACAGUAGUCUCCUUUCCUGUGUGUACUGAGUGCCUCCUGCCCGGGUAGCCCGGGCACUGGCUGCAUAGCUGUGUAAAGGCUCAGCAAAGGCACCAUGGGGCACCGCUGCUUGCCUCGCUCUGUGUGUGCCCUAGACUUAGAAAUGAAUUUGAUCGAGACAGUAGAGUAUUCACAUUGAUGUUGGGUUGGUCCUGUCUCAGCGCGAGCCCCAAUACACCUGAGUGGUCGUCUGUUCUAGGCGCAAACUCAACACAUUGCUUCGGCGUGUGGGGACGCGGGGUUGGCAAGAGCCACGGAUGGCCGUAAUACCGUGGGGGCAUGUCGCACCGAUGGAGGGCAUUGUAUCCCGGUGUAACAGUUGUUGAGU
This is a messenger RNA of Chlamydomonas reinhardtii, 1308 nucleotides long. RefSeq lists its product as uncharacterized. NCBI's taxonomy places the organism in Eukaryota, Viridiplantae, Chlorophyta, Chlorophyceae, Chlamydomonadales, Chlamydomonadaceae. The record is from RefSeq and is a predicted model, not a curated record. The coding region runs from base 65 to 370 and encodes 101 amino acids. The transcript is spliced from 2 exons.